AUGGACAGCUGGACUCUCCAGGGGGACAGCUACUCCUUCCUGCGCAGUGCGCCCCGCACCUUUUCUUUGUGCCAUCGUGACGGCACCCCCAACCACGUUGAAAUAUUUGACAUCAUCAGCGUUCCUAGUCAGCGCAGUGUCAUCUCCGAGACCACCUGCCUGUGUGACAUUUUUGGGGACGACUGUGAGUCACCUUCCCACUCAAGCAACCCUGCUGUUGGGACCUUUGUCCCUUCCCAGCGGGAAGUGGACGGGACAGCUGCUGCAUCACCCCUGGUUGAUGAUUUGAACGACUCGUCAGGCUCUUAUCACACUCCACAGGGCUCCAGUGAAGGAGAGGAGGGGUUUGAAGACUCAACAGAAAGGCUUUACAGCCCCACAUUGCAGAGCAAGUCUUCAGAGGGGAGGCAGUCAGAGGGUGAGGGACUGAGCUCAGGCCAUCCAGAACAUUCUAAGGAUAGUAGCCCAAAUUUAGAAUCAAAAAGCAAAUCUCCAGUACCUCAGCUUAGUGCAGCUAGCUCAUCAUCUGAAGUCCUUAACACUGAUUGUAGUGAAAAGACACCCUCUCCUGGACAGAACAAAACGUAUUCCCUCAAUCCAGAGGGGAGACUGUCAUCCUUGUCUUCAUCCUCAGUUGAAAGGAGACAUUCACCCUUGUCUCCUAGUCCAAGACAAGCUUGUUUAGAGGCUGAAGCAAGGAGAAUCACUCCUAGUUUGAAAGAUAGACACAAUAGCCCCUCACAUCAGUCUUUAACUCAAAGUCCUUCCCCUGAGCCUAGAAACUGUGCAAGCUCAUAUUCCUCUGAAUCAGUGAAUACCCAAUCAUUACUUGAGGUCAGAGGAGCACGACCUUUACCUGAAUCGAGAAGCAGCAACUUUAAUCAAACCAACAGUCCCUCACCUGGACCCCCAUCUAAAGAUUGUUCUCUAGAUUUACUAUCACCAACCUUUGAAUCUAGAGCAAGCCUUUCAUCUAAUUCGUCUUCACCCAGUUGUACAGUGUUAUCACCCCAGUCAAGAGAAACAUCGGUCUCUCCUGAGCUGAACAACAGGUCAUUCUCCCCUGAUACUCAAGCAUCAUCUCCUUUCCAAGAGCUAAGAGGAAGGGUCUCCCUGCCUGAUCUUUUCAGCAGAGGCUCCACCCCUGAUAUAGAAGAUUCUCCCCACACUCCUGAGUUUAUUUCAGAUCCUGACAAAACUGAAAGAGAUACAACUACUCCUGAGAACCAAGACACAAGGUUACCAGCUGGCAGUACUGUCUCAACACCUGCCCCUCGAUACACACCUCCCUCACCUGUGAUUUCAUUUGUUCCAUCUCCUGAGCUUAGGGACAGUAGUUCUCCUGAAUUUAAACACACAGCCCCUUCACCUGACUUGCUUAGUGCUGCCUCUCCUGGCCCCUCACCUAAAACAAGACACAUUUCAACGCUUUCUGAAACCAGUAUCCAGGUGUCUUCACCUGUGGAAAAUCAGAGUUUAUCUCCAUCCCCUGAAAUUAGGAGCAACAGCCCUCCCAAAGAGCACAGACAUACUGCUUCCUCUCCUGAAAUCAGGAUUACAGCAUCCUCACCUGAGGUCAGUAGGAGAGAGCAGGCUUCUGAGGUGGAGACAAUAUCAGACUCUCCUAUUUUAGAUCCUCAAUUUGAAUCUGCCUCAUCAAGAAGUAUCACUUCGUCCCCUCAUAUCACAGGGAUUUCUUACUCUGUAGUUCAGCGUGAGGACAGGGACACUUCCCCAUUUCCUGAGCUCUAUCAUCUCUCCACUCCUGAGCCUGAUAGGACACGUGUGUCCCCUCAAGAGAGGAGCCCUACCCCAAGCAGAGACAGUACACAGAGCAGUAUAGCAGAGUCCUCUGGUACACCACGAGACUCACCUCACAUUUCAGGCUUCACAAGUUCUGUCCUACAGCCUGAAAUAACUCUGUCGCAUCAACCAAGGUAUCAAACACCUUCACCUCAGCUAGAGCACCACACUCCCUCACCUGAGCCAAGAUAUCAGACCCCUUCAUCUGACAAAUAUCAGAGUCCCUCACCUCAGCACAGAAGUAGAGAUCCAUCACCUGUUGCCCCUUCUCCAGAGCAGAGCUGUUCAUCUGAGAACUCAAGACAAUUGUCAACCAAACUUGGACAUAAAAUCAAAGAUAGGUUUACAGAGGACAUGGCCCACCAUGUAAACAGGAGAAGAACUCCCUCUCCCCCACUUACCAGGUUUACACCUGUACACAUAAUUGCCCCUGAGAAGCCUUAUAGACAGUGGCAGAACAGAGGUCGUAGCCCCCCUCAGGUUGUUGCAUCCUCACAGAGUGGUAAUUUAAAAAAAGCGGUGACAAAUAGGGAAAGCCCCACUGUUGCCCCUGCUGACAAUAAUAGCCUGGCCCCCUGGGUCAGGCAAGGAAGGCAACUGGAGAUGGAAAGGGAAAUGCAGCUGGAGGAGGACAGAAAAAUAGGUAGAGAGAGGCAAAGGGAUGGGGAGAUGGAGAGAGAGAAAAAGAGGGAGGAGCAGGUGCCUGAAAAGGGAGAGGGCUGGCAAGGAGACGCCAGUUACAGAGGGGAACAGGUUGAGCUGUCAUUCAAUGCCAGGAAUAGAAAAGGGCCUGCGAGUCGCAGUACAGCUCCCACAAGCAGAGAGACCCGUCAGGGACUGCCAGCAGUGCAUUCCUAUUCAGAGAGCUUGCUUGCCAACAGACAGCUACAGCAACAACAGAGUCUGCUUAGACUGGCUUCCCAGCAAGACACCAGGGGUGGUGUUCCUAGCAGGCGGCUUCAACCUCCUGCACUACAGAACAAGAAGAGUGCUCGUGUGGUCGCAAACAGGCCCUGCCAGAGUUCGAGCUCCAGCAUGGGAAGUGAGUUUGAUGAGGCAGAUAAUGAGGUUAAGUGGUUUACAGACUUGGCUUUCAGUAGCCUGUCAAGCCCUGAGGUAGAUUACCUUGACAUGUACAACUCCAGCCACCGCUCAUCUGCCAACAUCUCUCAGCCAUCUACUCAGGAGAGCCCAGCCGGGGUCAAUGCUGCCUGGCUGGCCUAUGCUGACUUAAGGGGUUCUGCUCCAAAGCUGGACAGUGAUGACCUGUCAUUCCAGCAACCAUCUACACACUAUUCGGAUGGUCUGGAUCCAUCAAAGCGCUACGAGAUGGGCAGCUUUGAGUGUGUAGAUGUGGCUGUGGAAAGAGAGGAAUCCAUGAAGGUCAGAAGAGGAGUGCCAAAGAGACAGAUCCAGCUGAAGAGGAAGAAUAAUGCUGAAGGAAAGCAGGAUGAAAGCAGUGACAAUAGUAGUCCAGGGAUUCCUGUGAUGGUGGAUAGUCCCUCUCUAGAAAGUCAUUCCAGAGAGACAUUGCUGAGACAACAUAGCACACCAGCAGCAAUGCAAGAAUGCUGCCCAUCUGAGCACAGUCUGGAGCCCAAUCAACAAAAUGAAAGAAAAUCAAAACUCCAAAAAUCUAUUUCUCUGGAUGAAACAUUUACUAAGACCAAGAUGGCCACUUGCCUCAUCAAGAGUGUGUUGUCUAAGAAGAUGCAAAGUGUUGAUAAACAACCUGACGAGCAGGUGGGAGAAGAAGUGAGCCCCACUUUUGAGGAAAACAGCCUACCAAUAGAGAAUGCAGUUGCAACACUUAAAGAUUCCCCAAAACCCAAUGCACAUAACCUGAGUUCACCUCUUUAUUCAGAUUAUAGUCUUUCAUCUGAUUGUCAUGCUAUGAGAGGAGAACAAAGCCCAAAGGAGGAAGCCAGAUCAUCAAAAAGCUUUGCAGUGAAAUCCAAUAACAGGCCAAGUUCAAGUAGCAGCAGCAGAAGUGUUAACUUUUCAAGGACUGACAGCGAAGAGGCUGAUUCUCAAGACAGGAAUGCAACCUUAUUAAGAUCUGAAAUAAGAUCAGAUCUGAAAGUGCCAUUUGAUAGUAAACAGUCCAGAACUGGAGUUCAACGAGCAGGUGAGAGUAAAACAUGGGAAGAAAGGGUGGAUGGUGACUCAGCAAAUACCACUGCCGGGAACACAGGAGCUCCUUCUGGUACUGGAGUCCAUAGCACGCAGGCCAGAAUGACAAACAGAAACCAGGAAUGUGAAAACACAGUGGACCAUAAACAACUGCAACAGAGUGACGAGAGCCCCUACAUGUCAAAAACACAGGAGAUUUCAUUCAAAGCUGUGGAGAAAAAGAAAGCCUCUCUCAAUGUCUGUCUUACACCCGAGGCAGAAAACAAACUUGAAGCUUCUUCACCAGAUAUGUCCUUCAGACAAAAGGAGGAAAGAGUAGAGACCAACAUGGAUCUGAAAACAGAGGAAGAAGAUGGAAAUGGGAAUAAUAAAGUUAAGGUCCCCAUCCACAAAGUAAGAGAUGUCAGGCGACUUGUGAAAAAUACUUAUAAUCUUUCUUUCAAGGCAACGAGUUCUGUAAUGCCAUCUGCUGUAAGUGAAGAAAGGGUUGAAAAUUUUAAUGAGGAAAGGAAGGAAGAUGUAAAAGAGGAAAUUAGGGAUGAGGUCAUAGAGAAGGAGGAGGAGUGUCUGGUGGAAAGAAAAGAGGAGUUUAUGGUGGAGAGGAAAGAGGAACAGAAAGUGGAGAUGAAAGAUGAAAAGCCGCUAACCUUAUCUCUGCAGAGCAAAGCAAAGUCUCCAUCUCGUUUGCAGCCAAUACAAAUAGAAUACAAGGCAGUUUGCUGGAAAGAAGACAAAAGUAAAGUGAUACCAAGCAGUAAAGACUCAGAGAACCCAGAUGACAAACGACAGCCAUCUCCAAAACUUAUCAUGAAGGCAAGCAGAGAACAAGAGAAUUACUCAGAUACAAAGACACAGAACAGCACAACAGGGGAUGCAACCAUUACCAAGCCCUGUCAACACAAUUUAAAUGUGGAGGGAAAAACACAAGAGACUAAAACAGAAACAUAUAAAGUGCCACACAGUGAGGACAAACCUUUGGUGGUUAGAACGGACCGAAAACCUCCCAUGCUCGGAAGCCUCCCCAAACUACCAAGCAAGGAAAGAGAGGUGUCCACUGCUGUUGUGUUGAUAAGGGAUGCAUCCAACAAGUCUAAGACAUCUGUAUCUCCAGCCCAGGAAGAGGUUCCCACUUCACCACAGGCCCCAGCUACUUCACCUUCACCUGGGCCCAUGACCCCUGGCAGCACCCCUGGCAGCAGUGGCCACACAGUUUCCAUGUUAAUAAAGGAGAAAGGCUACCAAGCUGACAUUGGAGCAGUGGUGGGUGAUGGCCAGAAUGCAACUGGAGGGAAAGGGGCUCCACGUAAACAUGUUAACAGCCUGGAGAUCCCCCUUCAGACCACCACGCCCUCAGAUGGAGGUUGGAUCGAGUCUCACAGAGAUAGAACAUUCUCCACCUCCUCCACCAUGUCUGGCCGCUCAGGAGUGUCUGACCACACAGAUACUCUCACAAAGACCAGAGAAGAAGAGGGUGUUAGUGUAAAGCCCACAGUAAAGGAUGCAGCAAAGCAAAAAAGUGCUUCUCCACAAAGGACUACGCAAGACCAAGCACCACUUUCCAUCAAACAGAAGGAACAAGGAGAUUUUGAAGCAGUGAAAAGACUAGAUCCAACUUUCCCUCCAAGAUCCCCUGCAAUAAGGAGAUUAAGACCUCAGCCAAUUGAGGUUAAGUCUCUGUCUAAAGAAACAGAGAAACAAGAGAUGCUAACAAACAACACAGGAACCAACAGGCCACAAACUAUUGAAGUUAAAUCUAUAGCUAAAAAUUCUCAAAAGCCAGUUGUGCCUCCAAAACCAAGCUGCAAAUUCAAACCAUCAGAUUUAGGAGGAAUGCCAAAUGAAGCACAGCGACCAACAGUGACAACAUCAGCUCUAAAACCUCAAAGCGAGGAGAGGUCUCAAACAAUUGUAGUAUCCUCACCAACAAUCUAUAGAAAGAUCUCUAAUGAGUCCACGUCAACAUCAAACUAUACAAGAAAACUAGCUGUGUCUGCUGUUUCCAGCCUCAAACCUCCACCAAGCAAAACAACAGCAACCACCAUCUCUAGUCUUUCAAAUCAGUCAACAGUACCACCAGACACAGAGGCAUCUAAUGACAGGGGUCAGCAGCAACAGCCAGGUGCCUCGACUCAGACCUCUAGAUAUACACAAAGACCCACAACUUUAGCCACAGCUCCAAAAUUAGCCCUUGGCCCAAGCCUAAACUCAGCUCCAGCUCCAGUUUCUGACCCAACAGCAACCCAAGUCCCUGGACCUGCCUUAGUGGGAGCCAGACAGGCAAGCCAAUCAGCUGUUGUGGAUCCAAACAGCCAACCACAGUAUUCCAGGACGGCAUACCCUCAUGAACAAGCUAUGCCAGUCACAUCAAACAAUCCAAAACCACCUGCUGCUGUAUCCAUAACUCAAGCACCAGGAUACACACACCAGCCAUACAGAUCACUGUCCAGUGAGCGCUCUCAAAUGACUGACGACCUGCGCUUUUAUGCCUCAGAUGACCCACCAAGCUACGAUGAAAGAGAGAGCUUCAGUCCUCUUAUGCUGCCAGAUUUGAACCCCAGGAGAUCAAAUCGCUAUCAACCAUCCUCUCGCCCUCCUCCUUGUUCUUGCACAGCUGGCUGCCCCUCCCAUCCUGGUCUCCCCCCUUCUCACCAUCACCGCAGCCCCCACAACGUCACCCCUCCUGCCGCUCCACACUCCCCUGGCCAGGCACUACCUUACCCAGUUACCCAGCCUGCUCUCCGUCCCCACCAGUGCAGACCUGAUACUCAGCCAAUGAGUUUCCAGCCCAGCUCUCCUAAGUCAAGUCCUCUUAGUUCAGGCCAGGCACCAGCCAUGUACCAGCCUCUCCACCAGCCUCCUCCCUGUCCUCCUCACCCUUCACUCAUGCAGUCCUGUCCUGCUGAUCGCCCCAUGCAGCCAGCCCACCAUAUUGACCUCCGGCGCCCCUCUGCCCACAGAUCCCCUCAGCAGCAGCCACCAGGCAUAACUGGGGCUCCCUAUAGUGAUCCUGGCCACAGCCACUCUCCUGGCCUUCCCUCUAUGGACCCCCAGUACCUGUGUGGCCCUCAAACCCUGGGGCCAUCCUAUGGCUCUGAGUAUGGGGGUGACAGCUCCAGCUUGUACUCAGAGAGCGGGUAUGGACAGACACCUCGUAGAGUGCUCCUGGAUCCUGAGACAGGGAAGUAUUUUUAUAUUGAGGUGCCUAUGCAGCCACUUAGGAAAAUGUUGUUUGACCCAGAGACUGGCCAGUACGUAGAAGUGCUCAUCCCCCAGCAAGCAAUGUCUCACUCAGGUCUGUACCCUCCUUCAGCAGCCCCAUACCCAUCUCUCCACAACCCCAGUAUGUAUGCCACUGGUCCGCAGUACAUGCCCUAUGCAGCUCCUCCUCCCACAGCACACCCCCAAACUCAACCCCAACCACCCCGAUACCCCGAGGCUUCUGCUGCAGCAACAAUGCACCCAAAUGGGUCAGGCGUCAGCUACAGGAAUUCCUCUGGUCAGGGAUCCAAGCCAGAGCCCCAAAACCAUCCACCACUGGACCAGAGCUACCUAGAGAGUAUGUAUUAUGUUCCUACUGGGAUGAAUGCAAGCCCCAAUCCCACCCCACCAGACUAUUACCACAAACAUCCCCCCAACCUGCCCCCAACAGGGGGGAAAAGGUCCUGAAAUAGAGGAUAGAGGCCGUCUUCCUGGAGCCUGUUGGGUUUUAAAUACACAGUGUAUAA
This is a messenger RNA of Scomber japonicus (chub mackerel), 7661 nucleotides long. RefSeq names its product serine/arginine repetitive matrix protein 2. Bases 1 to 7602 code for a protein of 2533 amino acids. Lineage: Eukaryota; Metazoa; Chordata; Actinopteri; Scombriformes; Scombridae. The transcript is spliced from 3 exons. The record is from RefSeq and is a predicted model, not a curated record. Gene Ontology annotation, cellular component: nucleoplasm.